AUGGAGCUCUUCGUCGACGUUGUCACGAAGACCGACAAGAACUUUUGCGCCCUAUGCACCAACGAGAAGGACGUCGGCAAAUAUGGCAAUCCCCUCCACCACAAAGGGUCAUCCUUCCAUCGUGUAAUCCCCAAUUUCGUUUGUCAGAGCAGUGACUUCACUGCGGAACAUCAUGAGAAAGCACACCGGGACCUGUCGAUGGCGAAGGCUGUUCCGGGGACAAAUGACAUGUACUUUUUCAUCUGCACGACAAGGACGAAGUGGCUUGACAACAAGCACGUGGUGUUCGGGCAGGUGGUGGAGGAGUACGACAUAUUGAAGGCGGUGGAGAAUGUCGGGUCAGGGAGCUACCGGACCUCAAGACGGGUGGUGAUCGUCGACUGCAACCAACUCCAGAUCUGA
Molecule: messenger RNA, 402 nt
Organism: Striga asiatica
Lineage: Eukaryota; Viridiplantae; Streptophyta; Magnoliopsida; Lamiales; Orobanchaceae
Source: the annotation of a GenBank genome assembly